Messenger RNA from Blastomyces gilchristii SLH14081, 5057 nucleotides. RefSeq lists its product as uncharacterized. The coding region runs from base 556 to 1044 and encodes 162 amino acids. The transcript has a single exon. The record is from RefSeq and is a predicted model, not a curated record. Lineage: Eukaryota; Fungi; Ascomycota; Eurotiomycetes; Onygenales; Ajellomycetaceae.
CGUGCCUGGUUUGUUCUAUUUUUUGCGCUCAAACUCGCUGGCUCCUGAGGGGGCUGGGCCUUGUGAUGUGCUGGAUGAUUCUCCUUUGCCGUCGCCCGACGAGCCGAGCCCAAACCCUUUGUAGCAACCCUGGAAGACAUCCAUAAUGGAUGCUGAAGAGAAGAGCAAUAAUUUAACUUUCCCCGCAUUGCCACUCACUGGAAAUAGGAAAUCCAUAGGCGCAUCUGGCAUGAAAAUAAAGUAUAUAAUGCGACACCCCCAUCCGUUUGUCCUAGGAUCAUUAGCUAAUAUCUAGAAACGUCGCGAAAGCUUGUUAUAUAAUACUUUUCGUCAUUUUGCUCGGCUUCGCUCUCAUAUCCCGCCUCAUUUGCCGACUAUUCUCCUCGUGUAAGGCUAUUUAUAAUAUAAUAAUAAAUAAACCUGUUACCCUUCGCUGUGUUAAGAGGGAUAUCACGAUCUGAAGCAACUCACUCACCUAUAUUUCAAGUUUUCAGCGCUUCAGAAUAACCCAGACUCUCAGAAUACCAAUAGCUUCACCAAAACCAAAUAUCAAACAUGCCCUACAGCCUGGUUGAGCCUCAUCCCUCCAUCUCCCUCUCCCACUCAAGUCGUCCUGUCAUGCACACUUCUCGCGGAGGUGCAGGCAAUGUCGUCUCUGUGAAAACCACCACAACCGCACCAGGCCAAUCAGUCACUCACACGGCCCCGGCCACCCUUCGAGAUAACCGGCCACAGGAUCGCUUCACGUCCGGCCGUGGCGGCACUGGCAACGUACACAGCUAUGGUGAACAGGCCAUAUUUAGUUUCGACGAGGAGCUAGAACGCCAACUACGACGCGAGAAAGAGGUCGCCCCCGUUUUCCACGUAGGAAGGGGAGGCGCAGGAAACAGGAUAAUACCGGAGGGGUUCGAUCUGUCGCGCAAAUACAGCGGAGGGAGCGUGAAGAGCGCAUCGAGUACUGAAUCCAUAGACGCGGAUCCGCUCAAGAAUACAACAAGGAGGAGUCUUGAAGCGCAGUGGGGAAAGUUUAUGGCCUACUCGUGAUAGGACUCCACAUGGCUGUUUUCUUCGAGAAGGGGGGGGCGUCUUUCUAUCUUAUCUGAUUAUCUCUAAAGUCUAUCACACUCUUCCUGCGGCCUUACACAUGUUCAUUCCUGAUUACUCUUUUCGCAACGACUUACGAGACCCACGAUUAACUGAUUAACUAUCCAAAAAAGCACCUCUUAUUUUCCUUCUACCCUCUUCGUCGUCCUCGUUCCGCUUCUUCUACUCCUCAGCAUGGAUAACUCACUUUCCAUCAAUUCCGAAGCAACUUUGUUCCCUACUGAGAUGGUAUUCCCGAUAGAGAGCCAUGAAUCAUAUUUGUUGUUGACCUUUCAUCGUCCAUAGAGAGGAAUAUUCGACCCUGAGGAGAUACGCUUCUUCUCAGCGUAUAUAUUUCACAUGAGUCGGAUGCUUCUUUUAUUUAAAAAAAAAAAAAAAAGAAAAAAAAUACUCCCGUUUCUAAAUCUCAGCUACCUCCCCCACCACGGGGCUAUUGCUAUGAUUUUGCUGUUGCCACUUCUACCUUUGUUUCCAUAUAUUACAUGUUGGAUCCAUAUUCACAUUUUAUUCAUGAAAACGAAAAUGUCAAAAUGCCUGGGACUGGGACAUACUCAUAUAAACACUUAUUUUACUCUUUAUUGUGUUGAAUUAGAGACACAGUGAAUGCCAAGAUAGGAUUUCCAAUGCCGCUUUUUUAAAUGAACCAUGGGAACUUGCCAGGACGAAUUUCCAUAUUUAACUCCCAAAUCCAAAUAGCCAACCCCCCCCCGAAAACGGUUCCAUAGAAGACUUAGUUGGUUGCCCAUUGAUACCCAUCUGUUACUCACUCUACAGUUCAUCUCCCUUGCCGUGCCUCACACAUCUCGCCGUUUAUAUCUAUCUAGUGGAUAUAGGCCCCUUUAACUCCGUUUUUUGGCUUUUGAAGAACGACCAGUUUCACACAAGUAUAUACGUAUAAUAAUUAAUCCAGCCAGCUGGAAAUAUGAAAUGAAAAAAAUUAAAGAAAAAUAAAAAUUAAAUAAAACGAAUCCGGCUGAACGAAUUUUCCCUGAAUAGGGUUCAAAGCUAUUUAACACAACUUCUGGAAAGCCCUAGAAACCGCCUGUCCAUAUUACGAUAUGGAACAUUUUUGUUUUAAAUUUUUUUUUUCUUUUUUUCUUUUCUCUUCUCUCCCUACGUCCGUACAAUGUGGUGACUUGGGAAGCAUAGCCAGUCCAAACCUCGUAGGGGUUGGAACUUAUAAUAUUUACUUUUUACCCUUGUUUUUAUUCCCCCUUGUUUUUUAUUCCCCCUCUUAAAACUGAACUUGCUUGAAAAAUAUCCAAAAAGUUCAUUCGUGAUACACAAGCCAGAAAGCUUCCAAGGAUCGGGGCAAUCGUGUGGCUCGGUGAGCUCGUUUUGCAUUUGGGCCUGGAACCCCAAUUUUUAAUAAUUGUUCGCAGAAAAUCUCCAAACUUGACCUCCCCGUCGUAUGAAGUAAUUUCAACGAACGAAUUUCCUGAUUAGUAUAUUCUUCUUCUUUGCUACUCUUCAAUAAAAAAAAAGGCCUAGAUUCUUCUGAUGAAAUCAUUAAAACAAAGCAGCCGAGUCGGCUCGAAACAUGUAACUAGUAGUGAGAAAAAGGAAAAAUCUAUAUACAGGAUAGAGAGAAAUUUGCUUGGGAAUCUGACGAAUAAGUUAAGACAAAGCAAAAAAGGGAAAUAGGAAGUAAAAGAAAGAAAAUGGGUUGGAAAUUUAAAUGAACAUAGAAAGCGGUAGACUCGAGCGUUGAGGAAAGAUUAAUUUAUCCCAGAGAAACAAGACCAUCAAAGCGUGGAUAUAAUGCAGGGUAGGAAGGCAGGGAUACGCUUGAAUACUGUGAUUAAGAAAGACAUGCCAAUGUGGGUAGAAGCGGGAAACUAGGUAUCACCCAGGAAACCCCUCAGGCCUGAAAUGGCAGUGCAUAUCCGCUUCCAUGGCCCGGUGCUAGAUUUCGAUAAAACGAGGAAAGAGAGGGAAGAAGGAGGGCCAAAAUAAUUAUCGUAGUACGGUAACGCUGAGCAGCCAUAAUGACGUCGAGAGAGGGUAAAAGAAAAAAAUGAGAGAAAGAGAACAGAAUGUGAGUAAAAGAGUUGAAAUGCAGGAUGAGAAAUGGAUGUAUGAUACUGUACAUACAUGGGCAAGUGCUUCUUCUCCGUCUCCUUCUUCCUUAUCUCAUUCCUGGGCCCUUUUUCCGCGCAGUUACUCCGAGGGUAUCGUAUCCACAAAUAUGACUCGUCCAGCGAGGAAUGAUGAAUGUUGUUGACAUGACAGUGCAGAACAUCCUUAAAUUUCUUUUCUCUAAUUGAAUUUUGUGUGAAUUAUAUCCGGAUUCUCGUGCCAAUCGUCGAUGCUGACCCACAUCUAUAGCAAAUGAAAUACACAGUGAGCGUUAUUGAAAAGAGAAAGUAAGGUAUACAAAACGUGGAGGUUGUGCCACGAGAGGACUUGGAACGUACCUUUCUGAAAGUGCUUAGACCAGCCAGGAUACUGCCUCCAAUCCAUGUACUGUAUUUCCGUUCUGGGGGAGCAAAAAUCUUGAUUCUCAUGUCCUUAACAGCCAAUCUUUGAACUUCAUGUAGCAAUCUAUCUCCGAAGCCUCGACAUAGAGUUGAACCGCCAGAAAGGACAAUAUUGCCGAAGAGCGCCUUGCGCAGGUCCAUAUCGGUCCGAUUGAUCGCAUCGACGACGAUUUGAUGAACGCCAGGAUAUUCAAGACCAAUAAUUUCAGGAUCGAAAAGAAUUUCGGGAGCUCGAAACCGUUCCGCUCCAACCUAGUAUUCCCAAACCAAUUCAUCAGAAAAAGUGUGCCUUAAAGAGAGUGUGGUUGGGUAUAAGCACGUCGAGUGACGCUCACCUUCAGUUUGUGCCCGUCCGGAAGAGUAUAUUCCUGAGUUUUAGAGUCCACCUUCGAGACGUUUGUCGACCAGUCUUUUUCCUCUCUCUUUGGAUCCAAGGCCACAUAUCCCGUCUUCUCUUUGAUCAUUCUGACCACCUCUUUCUCAGCACUCGUAUGGAACACAUAGCCAUUUUUCCGCAGGAGCAACUGUAAGUACUCUGUAACAUCACGGCCCGCAACGUCAAUUCUUCUUAUGCUACUUGGCAUAGCGAAGCCCUCAUAGACGGGAACCGCAUGAGAAACACCAUCCCCAGAAUCUAACACAAUUCCUGUUGUUCGACCCGAAGCAUAGAGUGACAGCACCGCCUGAAUAGACGUGUAAAGGGCGGGUAUAUUAAAUUGCUCAAAUAGGAUCUGGGCGGCCGUGUCUCGGUUUGUCCGUGGAUUCAGCGGGGGCUCGGUCAAGAGGACGGGAUGCUCUUCGCUCAACGUCUUCAAUUCCCCCUCAUAAACCCACUGCCAAAUCUUCUCCAUGUCAUCCCAAUCCGUCACAAUUCCGUGCUCAAGGGGGUAUCGAAUUUUUAGGAGACCUCGUAGCUCUUGAGCUCUUUGUCCAAUAAAUACGUCGCCCUCCAACGCGCCGGCGAGGACUCGGAGGUGUUUUGGUCUACCGACGAAGGAGGGGAAAUAGCAUUUUGGAAGAUCCUCGCCCGCGAACCCAGCUCGUAUCGUCCCACUGCCAUUGUCAAGCACUAUAGGUGCAUUAUGCAAUGUCGUUUCUGCCAUGGUUCGUAGGAGUCUGUGCUGAGGGUGGAGGUUAGGGGUUGCGCUCGUAGAUAGACGUUGAGAUUGACGCACUCGCGGAUGGGGGCUGCAGCCGGCCGUAGGGUGAGGUCUAAGUAAUGAUAUGACCGUGGAAAUGAUAGAAAUAUGGUGUGAAUUGCGUGUAAAUUGGUGAGAUCACCCCGAAAUGAAGUUUUGUCUGUUUCGGCGAUUAGCGCAAUUCAAUUCAUGGGGUUCGUUAUUAUUUUUUGGCUGAGGUCAACACUAGGAGCUUGGACCAAGGUGCCGCAGCUCCCUCUGAUUUGUCUGGUCUGCAACAAGAAUGCCUAGCCAAAAUGUCACAGACUGAGAAGAAAGUUAAAUAUUUUGCAGA